Molecule: messenger RNA, 1154 nt
Organism: Episyrphus balteatus (marmalade hoverfly)
Lineage: Eukaryota; Metazoa; Arthropoda; Insecta; Diptera; Syrphidae
Product: tRNA methyltransferase 10 homolog A
Exons: 2
Coding region: 90-1130 (346 amino acids)
Biological process (GO): tRNA N1-guanine methylation
Cellular component (GO): nucleus; nucleoplasm
Molecular function (GO): tRNA binding
Source: RefSeq, a predicted model, not a curated record
ACACUCAUUCAAUUUCAUUUACCGGAAUUCAGCCAUUGUAGCUCAUUUGUAGCUCAAAUUUCUCUCAUGAUAUUUUCUACUGUCAAUUUAUGACAUGCUUCACGAUGACAGCUAAAAAAGGAUCCAAAAUGACAACCGCCGAAAAUAAACAAAUUUUAAGCAUGGAAGAAGAAUCUUCUCUAGAAAUUCCAAAGCAAGAAGAUGAAAUUCCUUCACAUAUUUCUGAUGCCAUCAAAGUAGAAGACAAUACCACCACUGAAGACCCUCCAACCUUAUCUAAACGACAAUUAAAAAAACUCAAAAAGAAAGCCCAAUGGGAAGAAAAGAAAAAAGAAAAACGCCAAAAAGAACGUGAAAAAUGUAAACUAAAAAGACUUACUGCUAAAAUCGAAGGGACACCACUCGGUCCCAGUCGAAAAGAACUUAAAAGAAACAAAGCCAACAAAAGUCCUAGUGACCUUAAAGUUGCAAUAGAUUUGGAUUAUGAUGAUUUAAUGAUUGACAAAGAUGUUGCCAAAUGCGUUAAGCAAUUACUCCGAAUUUAUACUGUCAAUCGAAGAUCACGAAUGCCAGCAAAUCUUCAUUUUACUGGCAUUAAAUUAGAUGGUAGAAUUCAUGAGGUUCUGAAAAAGAACGAUGGCUAUGAACAUUGGGAUGUUCAAUGGGUUUAUCAAUCUUAUUCGGAGAAUUUCACCAACGAUGAAAUUGUUUAUUUAACAAGUGACUCGGAUGAAAUUCUAAAAGAGAUUGAUCCUACUAAAAUUUACAUAAUUGGUGGGUUAGUUGAUCAUAAUCAUCAUAAAGGACUUUGUUAUGAUCGAGCGAAAAAGUUGUCACUUAAAACUGCACGAUUGCCAUUGACUGAACAUGUUGAUAUGAAGACGAGAACGGUUUUGAGUACUUAUCAUGUUUUUGAAAUAUUGUUAAGACUUUCUGAGGGCAAAUCUUGGGCUGAGGCAAUUUUGGAAACAAUUCCAGUACGAAAAGGUGCUAAGUUGAAGGAAUCUAAGGAAACUGGUGUGCCUGCAAUGUCUAAUGGAGAUAUUGACAUUAAGGAAGAAUCGUUACAAAAUGAUGUAUCAAAUUCGACGCCAAUUGAGGAUCUAAUUCCUCAGGAUAUUACAGAAUAAAACAAUUUUGUUUUUGUUAUCUAA